This is a messenger RNA of Gongylonema pulchrum, 996 nucleotides long. The record is from the annotation of a GenBank genome assembly. NCBI's taxonomy places the organism in Eukaryota, Metazoa, Nematoda, Chromadorea, Rhabditida, Gongylonematidae.
AUGAAAAAAUUUGAGGAGGAACUGAAUUCAUUGCUUGGCAAGCAUCGUAACUCUAUAGCAUCGAUACUUGGUGCAGAAGGACAUGAGUUUCCGAUAAGUGAGCGGCUCGCCAUCCAUGCCCGAAAAGUAGCAAGGGAUCGAACAGCUGCCGAGGAGCUAUUCAAAAUGCACGAAAAUGAACUAUGUCGUGCGCAACAUGCACUCUCCCAGAGCAGCCGGGAAGUUGAUCGUGUCACUGAACAAGCUGCGACGUAUAAAAGGCGAAUUAGUAAGGUAGUUUUAUCUGAGAAUGACGUUGAAAGACGGCUGAAUGAGGUGCGAACUCUGCUCAAAAAAUCCCAGCAAGACUUAGGGGUCAUCGACGGUUGCAAGUUCCUGUAUCAGGAAUGGGAGGAGGAAGUUGUGAUGAAGAAUUGCUGUCCGCUUUGUGGAAGAACUGGCAAGAGCGGCGACGAUUGGGACUGCAAAUCUUUGGCAGAAAAGGUAGUUUUAUCUGAGAAUGACGUUGAAAGACGGCUGAAUGAGGUGCGAACUCUGCUCAAGAAAUCGCAGCAAGACUUGGGGGUCAUCGACGGUUGCAAGUUCCUGUAUCAGGAAUGGGAGGAAGAAGUUGUGAUGAAGAAUUGCUGUCCGCUUUGUGGAAGAACUGGCAAGAGCGGCGAUGAUUGGGAUUGCAAAUCUUUGGCAGAAAAGGUACUGCAAUUUCAAAAUAUUUUUGCAGUGAACUUCCUCAAAACACAAGUGGGUGAUGUCGAUGAAAGUCUCAGGCAGCGUUGGGAUGAUCUGAGUGCCGAAUUAUCGCGUAACGAAUUGAACGAAUUGAAAGAACGUCGUGCAGCAUUUGGUCAGAAGGUGGCACAGCAUGACUCAACGAAGAAAUCUUUAGAUGGCAAAAAAGCGGAAUUGGAAUGUUGCGAAAAAGACUUGCUGGAGCUGAAUGAGCAAAAACCACUGGCCGAACAACAACUACAAGUAAGUUUUUCGGACGAUAGUUGA